GAGUCAUCGUAAUUAUCAAAAAAUGAAGUCCACUGUCCACACUUUUAAGUUGUUCUGCUGAGGGGUCUGGAUAUGAAGUAUUAACAUUUGUGAUUCCUGAUGAAAAUGGAGUCCGUAUUUGCUCCAAGAGCAGGAGUAGGAGCAUCCCGAUUUCUCCGUCCCAGGGUCUCACCUCAGAUUCCCAUCGCUCUCAAACUGAGCCCCGCCACCGAUCAAGCGCCGUUUGAUUUCAGUAAAAGCACCAUCAUUAGCAACUUGGAGAGCCAAAGGAGGAGCAUACUACCAUUUGGAAUAACAGCAUACUUAUUAUUUGGCAUUUCAGGGGUUUGCAUGUAUCUUGACAUCCUUGUAAAGGUUCAAGAAGAGCGUUUUAAAUUUGAAAUUAAGGGAAAGAUGGCAACCUGUGUCUGCAUCAAAAUCUAACCCUCGAGAUGAAGAAUCCAUCGAAGAUCAAUCAGGCAGUGUUAAAAGUGGUGAUGCUCCCCAAGGUCCUCCUUUCCUUACCAUCUUGGCCGGAUUUCUAGUCCUUUUUCUGGUAUUCUGGAUUAUUGGAUCAAUUCUAAUGUGGUUGGUUAGUUUCUUUGUUACGUCGCCUCCAGGGAACUAGCUAGGGAACCAUUUUAUCAACUUUUGUUAUCAAGCAUGUACUCAUCUAGAAUUAUCGUCAAUGAAGACGCUCUUUUAUUC
Fragaria vesca subsp. vesca is the source of this 687-nucleotide messenger RNA. RefSeq lists its product as uncharacterized. The coding region runs from base 100 to 423 and encodes 107 amino acids. Lineage: Eukaryota; Viridiplantae; Streptophyta; Magnoliopsida; Rosales; Rosaceae. The transcript has 3 exons. The record is from RefSeq and is a predicted model, not a curated record.